CACUUUCUGACUUCCCUCCCCUACCUAUUACCGAUCAAGUCUUUCACAGGCUGCUUCAGCAUUUUAUCUCAGUGAUGGCCUCAUUUUCUGCCACCUUCCUUCCCUCUGUUGCCAUGAGGCCGAACAGGUCGUAGAUCUGCAUUAACAGAUAGAUUCGUUUAAGUUUGUCUUUUCGAGAGGGUGACAUCUGACAGGCGGCAGCCGACAUCCGCCCGUUAAAGAUUGGGCUGACUGACAAGGAGAACAUCCAUAUCCAGCGACGAACAUCGAGAUCUGAGCUGGACGCUAGGUAAACCAGGACAGGACGGCAGAGAGAUCCCUACAGCGGACCGUUUUGCAGCUGAGGCCGAGCGGAAGCGAGACAAGCCAAGAUGGCCUGAAGAACCGAGCGGUUACGUAAAGCUUCUGUUGAAGAGGUGUCUAUGCACCAGAUGUCUAAGCAACCUUUGAGGCCAUAUAGUUCAGUUCACUCAACUGCCACUGCAAGAGAACAACUCUAGUAAUGGAGUUUCAUUGAUAUGGCUGAGCAUUGGCUUUGUUGAAAAUUGCCUUCAGGUACGAAAGUACAACCCCCAAUCGAGGACCUUAUAUCCUUCAGUCAGGACAACCUUGACUUUUCUUAGAAGAACCCAAUAGAACCUGAGAGUUUUGUUAAUCAACAGCAGCCAUGAAUGGCAUGACUGAACUGUCCGUGAAGUGUGUUCUGGUUGGGGACUGCGCGGUCGGCAAGACGGCCCUGUUGGUCCGCUUCACCUCAGAGACAUUUCCAGACAUGUACAGGCCUACUGUGUUCGAAAACACGGGCGUGGAGGUAUAUAUGGAUGGGGUCCAAAUCAGCCUCGGCCUGUGGGACACGGCAGGCAACGACAACUUCAAGCAGAUCCGCCCGAGAUCGUACCAUCAGGCUGACGUCGUCCUUAUGUGCUACUCGGUGGCCAACCCAAACUCCCUUGCCAGCAUCCAGCACAAGUGGAUCGCCGAGGUCCGAGAGAACCUGCCCAGGGUCCCGGUGCUGGUCGUGGCCACCCAGACGGACCUGAGGGAGAUGGGGGUUCAUCGGGGAAGCUGCAUCUCACCGGCGGAGGGGAAACGAGUGGCUCAUGAGGUUCACGCUAAGGGCUACCUGGAGUGCUCCUCCUUGAGUAACCGUGGCGUGCAGCAGGUGUUUGAGUACGCCGUCAGGACAGUUUUCAACAAGCACAAGAAACGGGAAAGGAGGCGGUUGUUCAGCUUGAACCAGUGCAAAAUGUUUUGAUAUCUGACUUUAAACUUUCUGUCAUUUAAGGGUUUUUUAGAUGUGCUGUUCAAACUCCGUCGCCCAUGAAGAGAUGCGAGGACCCAAAGUGGGUUUCCUGUCAUACUGCAGGGUCGUUCAUCACUAGUACCCACCCCAAACCCAAAUGUAUUUAAACUAAGAACACUGAGAAAAAAGACAAACCCUCACUGUCUGAGAUAACAGCAUAUGUUAGCGGACGCUUCUCUAAAAAAAAGGGUUUAAGUUAUGAAUUAGACUUUGUUCUCAUAUUAUGUCAAAAAUGACAUUUUAUUCUUAUUUAAAACCUGAAGAGAAAGGUUGAAUAAAGUCACAGACUAUGGAUUAGCGGAACAAAAAGAACUUUAUGUGAAAUAUAAUGUAGUACUACAGAAAAUAUAAUGAUGCAAAAAGAUUUUGUGGGUAUGGUUUCACAAAGCCUGAUCAUGAUUGGUUGCUGAUGUUUAAAAUACGUGUUUAAUGAAAUUUAGGGUCAUUUUGUUUUUUGUUUUUUUUAUAAAUGUUAUUUGAUGUAAAAAAGUUUUUUUUCUGAAUUCACGGCUACUCCCCAAGAUAUUUAUACCCCUGGCAGAUUAUAACAUAUCUUCAUUUAUAAAUGUUUUUUCUGACUUGAAGUAAAGCUAGUUUUUUAUUGUGUCCCUAAUGGAUUCUGACCUGGUAAAAUGAAGGGAAAUAAAGGUGAUGGUAAGGAGGUCUUCUAAUCUCAAAGACUUGGUGCUCACCAUCAAAAAUUAAUCUCCAAUCCCAGUGGGAUCAUAAAAGAACUAGUCAGAAAAUUGAAAAUAGUUAUUGCUGUAAUACCAAUAAAUAAUUAUAUAUAUUUAUUUUAUUUAUUAGUGGGUACAUAAUUUUCAAAACAAACACUUUUCAACAUUUUUAAAUAAAAAGUGAUAGUUAAGUGAUAAAGUUAGGUAAUACAUUUUUUUUUGUACUGAUAUAGCUUUUACAUUGUUUUUUCUUUUCUGUUUAGAAACCAAUGUCUUGGUAAAGGGAUAUUUCUAAAUUUAAAUCUGCCAGGAGGGUGAAAUAUCUAAGGAUUAACUAUAACUGAUAUGUUUAAGAGUAAAGAAAACAAAUUACUUUUGACAGAAUUGUAUCUGUUUAGAAUUUUCUUUUUAAGUAAAACAACUAAAAAGGGCUAAACACAAGAGUUGCAACAUAUUUUCUUUUUUACUAUUUAAAAUGAUUUAUUUUAUUACCAUUAUUCAUAAAGCAAGAGCCACGGACAAAGCUCAAAACCAUUGAAUUAACUUUUCCUUCUUAUUCGUAGACUUUGUGUCUCUACAGUUUGCGCAAAUGAACGAAAAGAAGCUGCUGGUGAGAUAUCAAUGAUUCAAAUGUGCAAGAAUUAUUGGAAAAAUACAAUUAGUAGGUUUUUAUGUGACAUUUCUUGGUUCAUUUUGUUAUGUUGGAUCUACCUGGAUUGAAUUCGAACACGAUUAAAUGAUCUCCACUCUGAAUAUCAGUUGCAUCCUGAUGAUCCUGAACAAACUCCUGAGGAAUCAAACACUGUAUGAAGUGCAUACAUCAGUUGUUGUGGGCUCUUAUGCUAUUUUAUAAACUUUGAAUAAA
Molecule: messenger RNA, 2845 nt
Organism: Cyprinodon variegatus (sheepshead minnow)
Lineage: Eukaryota; Metazoa; Chordata; Actinopteri; Cyprinodontiformes; Cyprinodontidae
Gene: rhoh
Product: ras homolog family member H
Exons: 2
Coding region: 668-1255 (195 amino acids)
Biological process (GO): small GTPase-mediated signal transduction
Molecular function (GO): GTPase activity; GTP binding
Source: RefSeq, a predicted model, not a curated record